Exophiala bonariae is the source of this 885-nucleotide messenger RNA. RefSeq lists its product as uncharacterized. Bases 1 to 885 code for a protein of 294 amino acids. The transcript has a single exon. The record is from RefSeq and is a predicted model, not a curated record. Lineage: Eukaryota; Fungi; Ascomycota; Eurotiomycetes; Chaetothyriales; Herpotrichiellaceae.
AUGGCUACGUUAAACAAAGCUGCCAGAGCGGCCCUGGCCAAAGAAACCAUCAAUAAGCAGAUCCCUUCCAUUUUGGCCUCAAACCCUAGAGCUAGCUCAGGUGUCCAGAGAGUCCAGCGUUUGCUCGGCAGUGUUGACCUUCCAAAGCUGAUUGUUCAAGAUGGCGAAGAUGGUGCAGCAAAAUCGAUGCUUGACAUUACAAUACGGCCAGUAGACACCCUCGAGGCUGCAAGAUAUAUUCUUGAUCGUCAACCCCAGGCACGAGUCGCAGUUUUGAACAUGGCGUCUCCACUACAGCCCGGUGGAGGCGUUUUGCGAGGAGCUCGGGCACAGGAGGAAAGCCUUUGCAUGCGGUCGACACUGUAUCCCAGCUUGCGGUCACAAUGGUAUCGUCACAAGCCAGAUACAGUUAUAUAUACACCAGAUGUCCUCGUUUUCAAAUCUCCGUCCCCUGAUCUCAAGCUUUUGGAUCCCAAAGAUCAGAUCUACGUUGAUGUCAUCUCUUGCGCGGCACCAAGACACCCAGAUGUCAAGCAACUUGACGACGGGACUCUAAAGUACGAAGACCCAAAGGACGAAGAGGCAAUGGCUUUGAAGAUAAAAUACAUCAUGCGUACGGCAGUGAAGAUGUCAGCAACGCAUGUCGUUCUUGGGGCAAUCGGUUGUGGUGCCUACCGAAACCCAAUCAAAGAAGUGGCCGGCAUGAUGCGUCGGUGUCUUCUUGGGCGUGGGAAGGGAAGGCCACUAGAUGAAGACUGGGCUGCUGCUGGAGUGAAGAGUAUCGUGUUUGCUAUCCUCGAUGAUAGCCCGAAACAGCUGGUUUGGAACGGGUUUGUCGAAGAAUUUGCUGGGCAUGAGAAUGUGGUUAUUGAAACUAUCGGUUAA